This is a messenger RNA of Sycon ciliatum, 2797 nucleotides long. Its product is annotated as fibrous sheath CABYR-binding protein-like. Gene Ontology annotation, molecular function: calcium ion binding. The transcript has 7 exons. NCBI's taxonomy places the organism in Eukaryota, Metazoa, Porifera, Calcarea, Leucosolenida, Sycettidae. The record is from RefSeq and is a predicted model, not a curated record. Bases 171 to 2315 code for a protein of 714 amino acids.
UGCUGCCAGUCGACCACUUCUAACAAACUUACUUAGAUAAGUUUGGUGUUAUCGAGCUCCGCUCAGUCAUAGUCUGUGUUUGUGCGAUUCCGCCAACGCUAUGUAAUGGUUGUAGGCGGAUUGUUGUGAACGGGCUACGGAUCAUUCUUGUGGCCCUUGGCCUUGCGGCAAUGGCGACGCAGAUGUUCAAGUACGCGCUGAUCACAGCAGUGCUGGGGACGGCGCUCGUCGCGUCCUGGCUGCCGACUGGUUCACAUGGUAUGCCCACGCCUGGCGCGUCAAUGGCCAAUUCCACCGAUGACAAUGUGACGUGUCCUUUCCCACCGAUAAUCGACAAUGGCGAGGUUUCCAACGACACGGAUGAGGCGAUGACGGGAGAUUUCGUCAGCUACACUUGCGACAGCGGGUACCAGUGGCUGCACAACUAUGCACAGAUGGUGAACAUUGAAAUCCGGUGCUUUGACGGCAACUGGACGAACGUGGACGAUGAGUGCACUGAUAUCAAUGAGUGUGAUCCGAAGACUGGCGAGGGAAGGCUCUGCGAUUCCUGCCUCAACACCAAUGGGUCAUUCGUCUGCCAGUGCGGCCAUCUAAGAACCCUCAUUGGUAGCAGGUGUCAUGCUACCUGCGGUCCACUGCAGUCCUUCCUAGGAACUAACAGCACCAUUGGCGAAAUGGGCGUGGUUGGCUCGCAAGUAUUCUUCCAAUGUCCCGAAGGACUGGCGAUCAGAGGUGCAUUGAGCACAACCUGUGAGAGCAAUGCAUCCGCCACGUUCUGGUCACAUCCAGUGCCGAUCUGCGAACAACCUGCCGAGAAGUCCUCAGCACUGAGCACUGGUGCCAUAGUCGGCAUUGUUACUGGUCUGGCCGGGUUGGCGGUAAUGGUGGCACUUGCCGUCUGGUGCAUCACGCGCAGCAAGAAGGAAAUGCACCGAGAAAUGGACCGGAAGCGCUCGCUGGUAUCGCUGCGGUUACAGGAAGAAAAACACCGCAGAGAGAGUGAAGUCAGCCUGGUGCAGUCGAGAAAGCCCUCCACGGUGACCAGCGAUGGUGAAACACAGUUCCUGGGCUCGGCACAGCCGGCAGAGGCACCCAUAGCCGAGUCCCAAUGCGAAGACCUCUCAUCCAAACAACCAGCGCCGAGUCCCGAGAAAAGCUCGGGCGAACAAGAAGAGCUUGUCAAGAUGGAGGAGGAUAUUGGUGUCAGCACUCCGCCAAGUACAGAUGGUAUCCUGGAUACUGACGUGGUGAAUGAGCCAGCUGGAGGGGCCGGUACAGCCGAAGAGUGUGUGAAUGCACAGCCAUUAGACCUCCUUGCUGCCGCUGCUGAAUCUGCUAUCCCUGAGGACAAAGAAACACCUGUUGUCGACGCUGGAACAGACCAGGCAUCGACUGCUGACACUCCAGUUGUGACGGCCGAGUCCGCUGUGGUACCGGAUACAGAAGUUCCCGAGCCCGAGGCGCAGGAGAGCACAGAAGCGGUGGAGACUGUAGCUGUAGAAGGGCUAGCACAGGACCAUGAACCCGGUGCAGCGGUUGCACAAAAUAAUCAUGUUGACCCAAGCACAGCUAAUGAACAAGAAAAAUGUACUGCCUCUGUGGCUGCUGCUCCAGCAGAUCAGCCAGAAGAAGAGGGAAUAAGUUCUGCGGCAGAAGCAGCAGCAGAGGAAGACACCCCUGAAACAGGAACUCUGAAUACAGGUGACCCCGCAGGUACCAAAGAAGAAGCGGGCGAAACGGCUUCUACUGAUGGAGCUGCUGUGUCUGCACUUGGAGAUACGUCUGAAGCACACGCAGAGGAAAAGGCAGCCGUGAAUGAUGUAGUCACUGGAGAUGUGCACACAGACACGCUCGAGGCAACUUCUCCAGACCCUGCUCAAGCUGAACAGGAGGCAGCUGAGACUUCAACUGAUCUCUCCGCUGUUCCCAUAACUGAAUGCGCCUCCACCACUGAGCAUGUGGAAGCAGUGCAAGAUGUCACCCCGACUGAGACAGCUUCUCCAGGUGCCGUCGCUGAAGCAGAAGAAGUGGCACCAUCAUCUCAAGAACCAGUGGAAGCCUCGGUGCCUGACAAGUCUGUUUUACAAGCUGUAGCAGAGGUGUUCUUUGGUUCUGAUACCUCCAGUGCAUCAACCGCGGAGGAAAGCGCAGGCCACUCUGAAGCAGAGAAAGAGGCGAGUGAUGCAUCUUCAACUGACUCAUCGCUGGAGGCACCAAGCGAAGGAACACCAGAGGCGCAUGCUGGGGCAGCGAGUGCAAAGCCAGUAAGCACCAGCUCGGCUGAGGAACCCGACGACACCACUGUUGAAGAAUAAAGACUCAAUCCGGCCUGCGAGAGCAAUAGAGUAUCUUGGCACCAUCCAGCAGGAGGGUAAUGUCGGAAGGGUCCAAUGGUGUGAGCCGGUGGAUGUGCUGGAAGCAGAGAAAUGUCACUGAGACUGACCUUGCUUUGGCUCCUAUCUGAGUAAAAGUGCUCAACAAACAACCUUGGCAGCCAUGCCUACAAUCACACAGAUGCAAGUCACAGUCACCUUCUCCUCUGUAAAUAGGAGUACACUCUGUACUCUGUGUACACUUCCAACAGACAAGCUAGUCAUUAUAGGGAUGCAAGACGACAGCAAGCAUGUAUUCAAAGAAGCAGCGGCAUGUGCAAUGCAUUCAAAAAAUUUCCUGAAUUGAGAGUAAAAAUUUAGAAACAUUGUUAGUCAUAGGCUUCUUUGAUUCAGUGCUCCUAGAUGGCACAUGCAUGCUAAAAGUAUAUUAUUCUGAUGUUGCUAUUGUCGUGGCUGGCUGAUCG